UCAGUUUUCUGCAAAAACGUGAUAUCACGAGUGUACCACAGUUUUAUUGCAAACAUAUCUUUAAAUUCAGUGAUAUUUUUUGUUAUUAUACUGUGGUAAAGCAAUAUAACUCGGUUUUCUUGAAAAAAUGUUUCAAAUGCAACUUUUUAUAAAAUCUGAUAUCACGUUGUUGUUGAAAUAAUAACAUUUUUGAAUUGUGAUAUCAUAAGGUGUAACAUUGUUGAUGAUGAAUGGUUUUUUAUUACAAGAAAUGAGUGAUGGUCAUUUAUUGUUGUUCCGUUUUUAUAGAUAUGUUUCUUAUUUCAAUGCAAUACAUAAUGAUUUAUCACGUUGUAAGCACUAAAAGAAAAUACUAUUAAGACUUAUUUUUUCAGAUGGGGACGCGGUCCAAAUACUUAGUUUUAUUAGCAACAAAAGAAAAUAAUGACGGAGAACAAAGCAAUUCCAUUUCUCAAAUGGAAAUACAUGAAAAUGAAAGCGACAACAAUAAUAUCGAGCAAGGCGAUUCAACUUUUCCAAUGGAAACUAACUAUGAAAGCAACCGAAAUGAGGAGGUGACUGGUUGCAGCGCUGCAGCAGUUGCCGAAUACAAAGAAGACUCAAUGGUCACUAAUCGUCGCCGUUGUGAAUCAACUAGUAGUAGCACCAGUAGUUCCUCAAGUAGCAGUAGUUCAUCAAGCAGUGGUCCGUCUUUCUACGAAGAUAGUGAUGAUUCCGUAAAAGACCCCAACUAUGAAAUUAUGAAACCAGCACGUGUGAGCUCUUCAGAAUCUGACGACAACAAUGACGUCUAUACCAACAUCGACUUUCGAAAGGAUCAAGACGUUUUUCAUUCUAGUGCAGCUACUGUAAGCACAGUACUCAAUGCUAUAGACCUGAAUGUGACCCCAACAGAUGAGCAUGAAAUUGUAUUUCAUACCGUAAAUCAACAGGACCUGCUAAUAUCAGAAAAUGAACCACCUGCCGUCGAAAAUGUUAGCACCACGCAAGUAGAGUCAAAUGAACCAGAUAAUACCCCUACUAAAAAAGGUAAAAAAAGGCCCAAAAGAGAAUUAUUAUGGAAAAAAAAUGUUGCGAAGCGACUAAGAAACUGUGGAAAAUCAUACAAAUCAACAAAAACUAAUAAAAUUAUACCGGAACGUAAACUAAAACCAUCUUGCAAAGAAACAUGUACAUUUAAAUGUGGAUCUAAUAUCACUGAGGAGCAAAGACAACAACUUUUAAAAGAAUACUGGGAUUUAGGCGAGAUUGAAAAGCAAUGGUCUUUCAUCGCAAACAAUAUCGAAGUAGUCGUCCCUAAACAUCGAUACGUUAAAGUUAAUCCGGACGGAACCAUAGCAUUAAAUCGUGAUAAUAAUAAUGCUUUCUUUUUGACUGUUUCUGGAGUGAAGAUUAGAGUAUGUAAACUGUUUUUUAAGAACACUUUGGGGAUUAAUAAUCGCCCUAUAGAGACGGCUUUAAAGAAAAAAAAUAAAGAUACUAACAUUUCAUUAAUGAAAGAUAAUCGUGGGUGUCAUCAAAAUCAUUUUAAUUUUUAUCUAUUUAAAGUUUUAAUAGGCGAUUUUUAUGUUUUUUGUUAUUAUAAUGUUUAAGAUUUUGCUCAUAGAGGAGAUUUAUGUUUUGAUAAUUAUUAUUUUUUGUUUAGAAUUGUGCAAAUUUACUGAUUACUUAGUUUAUGACCGAGACUGAAAACUUAGAUUACUAGUUUUUUGAGAUUAUAUAAUUAAGAUGAUUACAAUGUAAGAAGAAAUAAGCAUAAAGUGAGAAGAAUAUUGAUUACAUUCAAUAAAGGCUGACUAACUGUUGAUUAGUAAUAGUUUUGUCCAAAGAAACCACUGUUUAGCUACAACUAUUUCAUCUGUUUAAUAAAUGUUUCUAAUUUCAACAAUGUGUUUUUAUAUUAUAAUUUAGCAUAAAAUAAAAAUAAUAGCAUCAACAACGUGACAGAUUAAUUUGCUACAUCGUUCUUCUUAUACUUUUUCAGAAAAAAUGUGACAUAUUUUUUCCUU
Messenger RNA from Colias croceus (clouded yellow), 2009 nucleotides. RefSeq names its product myb-like protein C. Bases 375 to 1592 code for a protein of 405 amino acids. NCBI's taxonomy places the organism in Eukaryota, Metazoa, Arthropoda, Insecta, Lepidoptera, Pieridae. The record is from RefSeq and is a predicted model, not a curated record. The transcript is spliced from 6 exons.